CAAGAGUGAGAGGAAAGUGUGCACUUGACCAUGGCGAUCAUCCUCUUGCUCUUCUUCAUCCUUAACGGAGUUGAUGGCACUCACAUUGUGGGGGGCAGAGAUGCUCCUCCGCACUCACGACCCUACAUGGCCUCGCUGCAAGUUCAAGGUCAGCACAUCUGCGGGGGUUUGCUGAUCAGAGAAGACUUUGUUCUCACUGCAGCACACUGCAGGCUACGCCGGGCAUACACAGUGGUUCUAGGAGUAGACUCGCUACAGGCUGAUGAGCCAACCAAACAGGUGUUUACUGCCGCCAGGGAUAUCCCGCAUCCUGACUACGACGGGCAUGCAAACGACAUCAUGCUGUUGAAGCUUAAUGCCAGUGCCCAACUGACAGAGGAGGUGCAGCUGAUUGUUCCCAAAAGAGACCGACUGGGAAGAAGAGGCUCUUGCAUCACAGCCGGCUGGGGGGACAUUGGUGACAACAGGACCUUGGCCAGCACUCUGCAAGAAGUCAACGUCACCCUGCUAUCUCAGCGUACAUGUCGCAGGCGAUGGAGGGGGGUUCCAAUCGCCAGGACGAUGGUGUGCGGCACAGGGUCGCGAGUCGUUCAGGGCUUUUGUUCGGGUGAUUCGGGUGGCCCGCUGGUCUGUGAUGGCGAGGCAGCAGGUGUGGUUUCGUUCUCUGGGCGACGAUGCGGCAACCCCAGGACCCCUGACGUCUACACACGCAUAUCGUCCUUCUCAGACUGGAUUUCCAGUGUGCUGAACAGCAAUUCAACAAAUGAGUCCUCAUAUGAUUGAAGAUGAUGCAAGAGAAUUUGUUGGUGCUGAGGUUGUGUAAAAGAAUGCCAAUCAAUUAUAUUGACUGUGUGUUGUCUGCUUGUUUUUGCUUAAUUUGGGGUGAUUUUGCUUUGGUAGGGUUUAUUAGGCGUGCUUGCUUUUGGGUCAGACUAAGUAUUUUCUUGUUGGGUUGACAUUUUUCAAGGUUCACUGAGCUAUAAAAAUGCAUUUUUGUGUCACCACCCAGGAGAUUUACAGAAAACAUGAGCGAGUUUGAACCACUAAUUAAAGGAACAUUA
Doryrhamphus excisus (bluestripe pipefish) is the source of this 1061-nucleotide messenger RNA. Its product is annotated as serine protease 57-like. Gene Ontology annotation, molecular function: serine-type endopeptidase activity. Gene Ontology annotation, biological process: proteolysis. The record is from RefSeq and is a predicted model, not a curated record. NCBI's taxonomy places the organism in Eukaryota, Metazoa, Chordata, Actinopteri, Syngnathiformes, Syngnathidae.